Messenger RNA from Schistocerca piceifrons (Central American locust), 711 nucleotides. RefSeq names its product bombesin receptor subtype-3-like. Gene Ontology annotation, biological process: G protein-coupled receptor signaling pathway. Lineage: Eukaryota; Metazoa; Arthropoda; Insecta; Orthoptera; Acrididae. The transcript has 4 exons. The record is from RefSeq and is a predicted model, not a curated record. The coding region runs from base 1 to 711 and encodes 236 amino acids. Gene Ontology annotation, cellular component: plasma membrane. Gene Ontology annotation, molecular function: tachykinin receptor activity.
AUGGCCACCACCGUCCCCGGUUGCAUCGGUCGAGGUGGUCACUUCCGCCUGACCGCCGCUGGCGGCGGAGCUCCAGAGUAUCGUAGCCUGGUGUCUACGUGUGUGCUGUGGCAGGUGCUCUGUUCGUUUCUGCGCUCAGUGGGCGCCGCAGUCUACUCUUUCACCGUGUUUACAAGUUUCUUCAAGGUGUUCGGCUUGUUCCUGGAUGCUGGCCAGACCAACAACUCUCUAGUCAUGCGGAAAGCACAAAGAUAUAUUGCAAUGCGCCACAUAGACCUUGCUGCACGCAGUUCACCUCCGCUCCGCAAGCAUCACCCGGCGAUGUACAACGUGGUGUUCCUGUGCGUGACGUACCUGGUGCCGGUGACGGCGAUGGCGGUGUGCUACGGGCUGAUGGGCAGGCAACUGUGGGGAGACCGCGCCAUCGGCGAGAGCACCGACCGCCAGCAGGAAGCCGUCCGCUCCAAGAGGAAGGUGGUGCGUAUGCUGGUGCUGGUGGUAUCGAUCUUCGCGAGCUGCUGGCUGCCAUACCACGCCUACUUCGUGUACGCGUACCAUGACCCAGCAAUGGCAUCCAGUUCGUACGCGCAGCACCUCUACCUCUGCUUCUACUGGCUCGCCAUGGCAAAUGCCGGCGUAAACCCUGCAAUCUACUACUGGAUGAACAACAGGUGUGUAUUCCUUAUUUUCGCCCAAGUAAUUCCAAAAUGA